AUGGCUUCGGUAAAUUUCGGCGCAGACCUGAACGAGCCCGGGACGGAGGCCAGGGAGGUCCCCAGCAACGUCUCGGUGCCGACAAAGCGACAACGAUGGGCAACCCAGCGGGUUGGCGGCACCGGAGGCGUGCGGAAACGCGUGUCUAUCAUGGAUCGCCUUCACAAGAGAACGGCUUCGAAGGACGAGAAGCGCAAGUCCACCGCCAGCAAUCUUCCUACCGCCGAAAACCCUGACGCCGAGGGCGACUCCGAAGCGAGCACCCGAAGGGUCUACUUCAACAUCCCCAUCCCGGAGUCCGAACGAGACGAAGAUGGCCACCCCAAGGCCGCAUAUCCCCGGAAUAAGAUCAGAACGGCCAAAUAUACCCCUCUAUCGUUCGUUCCGAAAAACAUCUGGCUGCAGUUUCACAACAUUGCAAAUAUCUAUUUCUUGUUUAUUAUUAUCCUUGGUUUCUUUUCCAUCUUCGGUGUCGACACCCCGGCCCUUAACGUCGUCCCGCUGGCUGUUAUCGUCGUGGUGACUUCAAUCAAAGACGCGAUCGAGGAUUGGCGGCGAACGGUCAUCGAUAACGACGUCAACAAUUCGCCCGUUUAUCGCUUAAUUGAGUGGAACAACGUCAAUUCGACCGAAGACAAUGUCUCUUUGUGGCGUCGGGUUAAGAAAGCGUCUACUCGCGCUACAAUCUUUACCUAUAGGUUCUUUAAGAGUUUGGCUCAGAAGAAGAGUGGUUCAACCGCUGAAGAGAGCGACCGGCGCGCAUCCUUCAUGACAACCGUGUCUCCGCGAGCGUCGAUGUACUCUCAGCGGGGCGAUGGCGAGCCCGUAGACGACGCGAUCCAAAUGACCCCCGUUUCAUCUCCGACACCCGAAGCACGACCAGACUGGCCCCUUCCGGGCGGUGACCACGCUGCCUAUCUGCAUCCCGACAAGGCUGCGCGGGAUAGCAUGGCUGUACCGCCUACACCUACCACGCCCCCUCGGAAAGGGGGCAGCGUCGUCGACAAGACGAAGCAGACCCUCGGAAAGGCUCGAUUCAAGCGCGACUUCUGGAAAAGCAUCCAGGUUGGAGAUUUUGUCCGAUUGUAUAAUGGAGAUCCCAUCCCGGCUGACGUGGUGGUGAUGUCCACUUCUGACCCGGACGGCGCCUGUUACGUGGAAACCAAGAGUUUGGAUGGCGAGACUAACCUCAAGGUUCGACAAGCUCUAAACUGCGGGCGUCAAGUCCGACACGCCAAAGACUGCGAGAAAGCCGAAUUCGUGAUCGAUAGCGAAGCGCCCCAUCCCAAUCUGUACGCCUACAACGGUGCGCUGCGAUGGGACCAGCGCGAUCCGGACUUCGCGGAAGCCCCUCGGAAGGAAAUGGUGGAACCGAUCACGAUCAACAACAUGCUCCUGCGUGGUUGCACUCUGCGCAACACCGAAUGGGCCCUGGGUGUGGUGGUCUUCACCGGUGAUGAAACCAAGAUCAUGCUGAACUCGGGUGUGACCCCCACCAAGAGACCCCGACUCGCCAAGGACUUGAACUGGAACGUCAUUUACAAUUUCAUUCUCCUGUUUGCCAUGUGUCUCAUCACCGGUAUCGUCAACGGUGUUGCCUGGUCCUCCACCGACAGGUCCCUGAAUUACUUCGAUUUGGAGCCUUUUGGAGACACACCGGCCAUUACUGGCAUCAUCACGUUUUGGGUGGCUCUUAUCUUGUUCCAGAACUUGGUCCCGAUCUCGCUCUACAUCUCUCUGGAAAUCGUUCGUACGAUCCAGGCCGUCUUCAUCCACAGCGAUGUGUUCAUGUACUACGAGAAGCUGGACAUCUCCUGCGUACCGAAGACUUGGAACAUCUCGGACGAUGUCGGCCAAAUCGAGUACAUCUUCUCCGAUAAGACGGGUACCCUGACUCAAAACGUCAUGGACUUCAAAAAGUGCACGGUUAACGGCGUUUCAUACGGCGAAGCCUUUACGGAGGCACAGGUCGGUAUGGUACGCCGAGAAGGUGGCGAUGCUGAUGCUGUGGCCGCUAGCGCUCGGGAAAGAAUCGCCAACGAUACGGAACGGAUGAUUCGAUUGCUUCGCGGAAUCCACGACAAUCCUUACCUACAUGACGACUCGUUGACCUUCGUCUCUUCUAACUACGUCGCAGAUUUGGAUGGUCAGUCGGGCGUCGCCCAAAAGAAGGCCAACGAGCACUUCAUGCUUGCCCUUGCUGUGUGCCACACUGUUAUCACCGAACACACCCCCGGAGACCCUCCACAGAUCGAAUUCAAAGCGCAGUCGCCCGAUGAGGCAGCUUUGGUCAGCACGGCUCGUGACUGUGGUUUCACCCUCCUUGGGAGGGCGAAUGACGACCUCCUUCUGAACGUGAUGGGCGAAGAACGAACGUAUACCGUACUGAACACAUUGGAGUUCAACUCGACCAGAAAGCGAAUGAGUGCGAUCAUCCGCAUGCCAGACGGCAGUAUUCGGCUGUUCUGUAAGGGUGCCGACAGCAUCAUCUAUUCGCGUUUGGCCCCGGGCAAGCAGCAGGAUCUGCGAAAGCGAACUGCGGAACAUUUGGAAGUCUUCGCUCGUGAAGGUCUGCGGACACUCUGUGUCGCCGAUCGGAAACUCAGCGAGGAGGAGUAUCGUGCAUGGAGCAAGGAGCACGACAUUGCCGCUGCUGCGCUCACGGAUCGUGAGGAGAAGCUGGAGCAAGUGGCGAGUGAGAUCGAACAAGAUCUCAUGCUUAUUGGUGGCACUGCGAUUGAGGAUCGACUUCAGGACGGUGUCCCUGAUACCAUCUCUCUCCUCGCAGACGCCGGUAUCAAACUCUGGGUUCUUACUGGUGACAAGCUCGAAACUGCCAUCAACAUUGGCUUUUCCUGCAAUCUUCUCGAUAACGACAUGGAAUUGAUUGUUUUCAAUGUUCCCGAAUCCGAGCCACAACGUGCAGCUCAGGAACUCGAAAAGCAGCUGCAGAAAUUUGGGUUAACCGGUUCUGACGAAGAGUUGGUUGCGGCUCGCGAGGAUCAUUCAGCACCCGCCCCGACCCAUGCCGUUGUCAUCGACGGCGAGACGCUCAAGCUUAUGCUUGAUGAUACGUUGAAGCAGAAAUUUCUUCUCCUGUGUAAGCAGUGCAAGUCUAUUCUCUGCUGUCGUGUCAGUCCUGCCCAGAAAGCUGCCGUCGUGCGCAUGGUGAGGAACGGUCUCAACAUCAUGGCACUGUCCAUUGGUGAUGGUGCCAACGAUGUUGCUAUGAUCCAGGAGGCCGAUGUCGGUGUUGGUAUUAUCGGAGAGGAAGGUAGCCAGGCGGCCAUGUCGUCUGAUUAUGCUAUCGGACAAUUUCGGUUCUUACAGCGACUCAUUCUUGUCCAUGGAAGAUACUCCUAUCGCCGCAUGGGUGAAUGUAUCGCGAAUUUCUUCUACAAGAACUUGGUCUGGACAAUCGCGCUCUUCUGGUACUCGCUCUACAACGACUUCGACGGCUCGUAUCUUGUCGACUAUACAUACAUCGUCUUGGUCAACGUCGCCUUCACGUCAUUGCCUGUCAUUCUGAUGGGAAUCUUUGACCAGGACGUCGAUGACAAGGUUUCUCUUGCCAUUCCACAGCUGUAUAUGAGAGGCAUUGAGCGAAAGGAAUGGUCGCAGUUUAAAUUUUGGAUGUACAUGGGCGAUGGUUUGUACCAGUCAAUCAUUUGUUUCUUCAUGCCGUAUCUUCUGUACAGCCCCGCAAACUUCGUGCAUGCCGACGGAAGAGAUAUCAGCGACCGGACGAGAAUGGGUGUUCUCGUCGCCACUAGCGCAGUCAUUGCCAGCAACACCUACAUCAUGCUGAACCAAUAUCGGUGGGAUUGGCUGACGGUGUUGAUCAAUGUCAUCAGUUCGCUGCUGAUCUUCCUUUGGACCGGUAUCUAUUCUUCCAUCUCCGCGUCAGCCCAGUUCUACGGGGCUGCGUCACAGGUAUACAGUGCGUUGUCUUUCUGGACGGUGCUUCUCAUUACCGUCAUCAUCUGCCUUCUACCGCGAUUCGCCAUCAAAUCAUUCCAAAAGGUGUUCUUCCCUCGUGAUGUGGACAUCAUUCGUGAGCAGAUUACCUUGGGCAAAUUCAAGUACUUGGACCAGUACGAGGCAUUUGUCCCCCCGCAGAGUAAGGCUCCCUCCGGCGGUUUCAGCGACGAAUCUGCUGCCUCUUCAGAUUUGGGUAAACCAAUCCAACCUAGUAUGAAGCAGGAUCCCUUUUCAGAUGACCAGCAGAUCUACACGCCCUCGGUCGCUCCCACGUCACAUACACAUAACCCGCGAAGUCAAAACGGUAGCAAUGGGACGAAUUAUGCCUCCAGCCUCGACACCACUCAACACUACCACCCCCAAUCGGUGGAUUACGUCCGAACCUCGGCUGAGCGUACACGGCAUUCUUUUGAUCGAGUCCAACCUGAAUACGGGACCACCCAUGAUCUUUCACGUGUGGAAUCGUCACUGACGGGGGUUCAUGAACCUCAAAGUCCCCACAGUCCACUCAAAGGGCCCUACGAUCCGCCCACCCAUGCCGUAUAA
Molecule: messenger RNA, 4527 nt
Organism: Aspergillus steynii IBT 23096
Lineage: Eukaryota; Fungi; Ascomycota; Eurotiomycetes; Eurotiales; Aspergillaceae
Product: phospholipid-translocating P-type ATPase domain-containing protein
Exons: 4
Coding region: 1-4527 (1508 amino acids)
Biological process (GO): phospholipid translocation
Cellular component (GO): plasma membrane
Molecular function (GO): ATPase-coupled intramembrane lipid carrier activity; ATP binding; ATP hydrolysis activity
Source: RefSeq, a predicted model, not a curated record